GUGUCCUACGUCAGAGCCGCCGCCGCGGAGCCGCCGCCGGGGAGGAGCAGCCGCUGCCGCCCAGGACUGGGCCCUUAGGGAGGAGGAGGCGAGAAGAUGGCGGACGACCCCAGUGCUGCCGACAGGAACGUGGAGAUCUGGAAGAUCAAGAAGCUCAUUAAGAGCUUGGAGGCGGCCCGCGGCAAUGGCACAAGCAUGAUAUCAUUGAUCAUUCCUCCCAAAGACCAGAUUUCAAGAGUGGCAAAAAUGUUAGCAGAUGAGUUUGGAACUGCAUCUAACAUUAAAUCACGUGUAAACCGCCUUUCAGUCUUGGGAGCCAUUACAUCUGUACAGCAAAGACUCAAACUUUAUAACAAAGUACCUCCAAAUGGCCUGGUUGUUUACUGUGGUACAAUUGUAACAGAAGAAGGAAAGGAAAAGAAAGUCAACAUUGACUUUGAACCUUUCAAACCAAUUAAUACGUCAUUGUAUUUGUGUGACAACAAAUUCCAUACAGAGGCUCUUACAGCACUACUUUCAGAUGAUAGCAAGUUUGGCUUCAUUGUAAUAGAUGGUAGUGGUGCACUUUUUGGCACGCUCCAAGGAAACACAAGAGAAGUCCUGCACAAAUUCACUGUGGAUCUCCCAAAGAAACAUGGUAGAGGAGGUCAGUCAGCCUUGCGUUUUGCCCGUUUAAGAAUGGAAAAGCGACAUAACUAUGUUCGGAAAGUAGCUGAGACUGCUGUACAGCUGUUUAUUUCUGGGGACAAAGUAAAUGUGGCUGGUCUCGUUUUAGCUGGAUCAGCUGACUUUAAAACUGAACUAAGUCAAUCUGAUAUGUUUGAUCAGAGGUUGCAAUCAAAAGUUUUAAAAUUAGUUGAUAUAUCCUAUGGUGGUGAAAAUGGAUUCAACCAAGCUAUUGAGUUAUCUACUGAAGUCCUCUCCAACGUGAAGUUCAUUCAAGAGAAGAAAUUAAUAGGGCGAUACUUUGAUGAAAUCAGCCAGGACACGGGCAAGUACUGUUUUGGAGUUGAAGAUACACUAAAGGCUUUAGAAAUGGGAGCUGUAGAGAUUCUAAUUGUCUAUGAAAAUCUGGAUAUAAUGAGAUAUGUUCUUCAUUGCCAAGGCACAGAAGAGGAGAAAAUUCUUUAUCUAACUCCAGAACAAGAGAAGGAUAAAUCUCAUUUCACAGACAAAGAGACAGGACAAGAACAUGAGCUGAUUGAGAGCAUGCCCCUCUUGGAAUGGUUUGCUAACAACUAUAAAAAAUUUGGAGCAACGUUGGAAAUUGUCACCGAUAAGUCACAAGAAGGAUCCCAGUUUGUGAAAGGAUUUGGUGGAAUUGGAGGUAUCUUGCGGUACCGAGUAGAUUUCCAGGGAAUGGAAUACCAAGGAGGAGACGAUGAAUUUUUUGACCUUGAUGACUACUAGGUAGUCGACAUGGGUCCGGCAAAACGUGCCUCACCCUCCAGCAUCCAACCCAAGGAGCAUACCCGUGGUGGAAUCCAAACAGAUCCCUGCCUUACAAUUGGAACAUUUCUAGAACUUAAUCCAUGAGCAUUGGAUAUUGAAAAGAAAACCGAAACAAAACCAGACCCAACCCUACACUUAGGUUUGUCAUGGUGUCAGCGCAGCAGCCUGCAACUAAGUUCCUAAAUGCCACUUUGGACUAAUUUAAAAAAGAAUCCCAGUUUUUACUUUUACUUGAUGGUGAAAUUGGUUGCUCUUGUAUUUUAUGGAAAAAAAAUGAUUUUUUUAACCUUCAUACAUAGAAGCAAAAAUACUUUAACUGCUGUAAACCUUCAAAAGUUAAUAGAAAUGAGAUCAUA
Molecule: messenger RNA, 1808 nt
Organism: Diceros bicornis minor
Lineage: Eukaryota; Metazoa; Chordata; Mammalia; Perissodactyla; Rhinocerotidae
Gene: ETF1
Product: eukaryotic translation termination factor 1
Exons: 11
Coding region: 97-1410 (437 amino acids)
Biological process (GO): cytoplasmic translational termination
Cellular component (GO): translation release factor complex; cytosol
Molecular function (GO): translation release factor activity, codon specific; sequence-specific mRNA binding
Source: RefSeq, a predicted model, not a curated record